This is a messenger RNA of Gaeumannomyces tritici R3-111a-1, 637 nucleotides long. RefSeq lists its product as hypothetical. The transcript is spliced from 2 exons. NCBI's taxonomy places the organism in Eukaryota, Fungi, Ascomycota, Sordariomycetes, Magnaporthales, Magnaporthaceae. The record is from RefSeq and is a predicted model, not a curated record. Bases 1 to 522 code for a protein of 173 amino acids.
AUGUGCGUCCGGUUCGGCGCGACGUUCAAGUGCCGGGGCUGCGGGAGGGUCUACGCGGUGAUCGAGGCGUACGACACCGAGGUGUACUGGGAGCUGUGCGACAAGGCCAAGGGCAGCCUCCACCGGCGGCCCUGCUACCGCGGCUUCGGCGAUAUCCCCGCCUGCAGGUACAAGCGGUUCGAAGGGGACUGCACCGCGCCGGGGCGGCCGUGCACGCGCACGAGGGUCCAGCCCUUCAGGCCCGAGCCGCCGCCCGCGCCCGCGCCCAGACCGUCCGCGCGGAGCGGCGGCGGCGGCGGCGGUACCGCGGUGACGACGACGCUGGCGCUGGGCGCCGCCCUCCGUCCCUGGACCUGGCUGGCCGCCACGGUCGGGUGGCUAACCGUGUGCCCCGGCAGCGGUACGCUAAGCCGCCGCGGCGCCGAGGCCCCGGGCGAGACGGGUCAGAGGGCUGGGCCCGCGCUGCCGGCUGGCUGCUUGGUGCUGCCCGACGAUGACGAGGAGUACAUGUCCUGUGCGUGAGGAUGGGGGCGGGCACCUCCUCUUCUCUUUGGGGAUUUCGGGCAUUUCACAAAUGAUGCAGAGAUAUAUUCGCGCUUUGGGAUUGUUGCCGGGUAAGGGUAGGGUCCCAGUGUCG